AUGGAAAAGGAAUCUGUAUAUAACUUAGCGCUGAAAUGUGCUGACCGACAACUGACCUCCACGGAUUUUCUGAACCUUUACAAGGAAUUCUUCAAUGAAAAGUUCUCAUCAUUGGUUCAAGAGGAGGUAGAUGGUACUGCUAAUGCUGCCACAAUCAGUGAUAUCAAGAAGGAACUGUCCUUGACGGAUACAUCCGGUAGUAGUGGGUCUACAGAUGUUACACGCUUGGAUGAAGCUCUAGAUAUCGUUUGCUCUGAUUUUGUCAAGGUUUUAAACCUAGAGAGGCCUUUGAUCCUGGCGGAUUAUAUCGUUGAGGUGUUGUUUGUGAACUACAACUCGGAUAUGAUAAAAUGUUUUUUGCCCAAAUUGAACUCUGUUACCAACUCGUUAAUUUUGGUGCAUUUCUUCUCCAAGUCUUGUUCAUUUUUCGCUAAACUAUCAGAUACUUUGGUAAUUGGCCAAGUACGCAAGGAUUUGGGUAGUGUUGUGGUACCGAGUAUUUUAAACCUCGAUAUGAACUCUUUGAAUAAAGAACUCAUUGUUGUAAUAUCGAAGUUUUUGCAUACUGUUUUGAAACUCGCAACCGCCCCAAUCCUUUUAACUUCUGUCAGCUGUAAGAAUGGAUCAUUUACACUUCUCAAUCAGCUGUCACAAACUAACAAGCUGCUUUUUAGAAAGAUCUCACAGACUUUUGAGGCAAAAUUGCACUUCAAAGACACGAAGCCGUUUUUAAACAAAGAUUCAACCAACGAAUAUGUAGGAUCUCCUUCAUUGACUUCUCCCCAAUAUAUUCCAAGUCCUCUCUCUUCAACGAAACCUCCAGGUUCUGUGAAUUCUGCGGCCAAAUAUAAAGACAUGAAGCUUAUACGUUAUUAUAAAAAUAUCUGGCUUAAUAACAAAAUAAUCAACUGGGAAAUAGCCAAUUCAGAUUUCUUGUCAAAGUAUUCUGCAAUAAGCUCCUCUAUUUUCCGAGAGGGCCUAAACUCUGUUCACAACCUGGACCAGUUACUUUCCGACUUAAUUGAGACAUCAUUUACUUGUUUUGCUCAAUUCGUCAGUAAUAAACAAUAUCAUCAAGCGAACUCCAAUUUAACGCUGCUAGAAAGACAAUGGGUUAUAUUUAUCUCCAAACACUUGCCACUGUUGAUCCUUGAGAAUUCUUCAAGAAGUCCUCGUGUAGUAACGAAUGCCUUAGAUAAUAUCGAUGAGAAAGUCAUUAAAGCUAUUAGAAUAUACUUUACCGAAAAGGAUGAUAUCAAGUCCACUAAUGAAGAUUUGUUUGAUGAUUAUCCGUCUACUAGUUUAGAUAUAAGGCAUGAUUUCAUUAAGGGUUUAAUUAUGUUGAAUUUACAACCUGCUUCUAUCAUCAACAAUUAUUUGAGAGAAGAUCAAAUGAUCGACACCAGUAUACUACCUACAAAUGAUGAUUUGGUUGUUCGUAAUUUGCAAGGCAUCCAAGAAGUGGUUCAUAACACUAACAGUUUCAUCAUUUCAUCUUUGGACACUUUGGAGCUAGAAUCAAUAACUGAUUCUAAUAAUAAUGAUUCCAGUAAUGGGUUAUUCCAAGUACUACACAACUUUGAAUCUGUUGCGCCCACAAAACAACGUGAGAUAGUAAGGGGUAUUUUAUCCAUCUUUAAUGACUCAAUAAAAGAAUUAAACUAUAAUAGAAUAACCAAAAUUUCCGCUCUGUUAUUUUUCAAUUUUUCACACUCAUUGACAACAAUUCUCUCGUUUUCUUCACCAACAACAUUGGUGGAGACCUUAAUGAAAUUCAUCGACUCUUCGAAAAAUGAUAGAAGUAACUCAAAUAUCAAUGAUGAAAGUUCGGAAUACGAAACGGUCAAUAUUUCAUUAUCCCUCUCCUGGGCAAUAUUACUGCUAAUAAAUGUAACACAAACGUAUGGUAUAUCCGUGGUUGAUGUAGCACUCAAAUCAUCCAACUUAUCUCUAAAGGAUUCCUUCAUAAUUAAUUUUAUUUCAAAUCUGCCUAAUGUGUCGGAUAAAUAUUAUUUGGAAGAGUCAAAUAUCAACGAUUCUGAUAUGCUAACUAAGUCGCAUAAUACCGUUCAAAGCUGGCUCUGUGAUCUUUUUGUCAAUGGGUCCAUCACCGAUCAAUUGAUUCAAAAUAUUGAAACCAGGCAAUUGGCUAAUCUCAUACCAUUCAUCGUCAAACAGGUCUUGCUUUCAGUUGAAAUAGGGGCUCUGACUGACAUUUCGAGUUUGAUAGGUGGAUUCGAGUACUUCUUACAGCCUUUGUUACUGAUCGGAUUAGUUAAAACAUUUUUUUGGCUAGAACAAUUUCUUUCAUGUGUCAAGAACGAUACUGUAUCAGAAGAUAUCUUACAGAAAUUAUUCAAUCUAUUAAACACCCUUUUCAACCCAAUCACUCUUAAUGAAGACUCAAAAGCUUUCCAUACGGCAGUUUUGAGGUUAAACGCAAUCCCAUUACUAAAGGUUCUUCGCAAAUUUAGAGUUCAAAGUCAAUCUAAUUAUGGUAUAUAUUCAUCUGAUGCGCAGGGCGAUCCAAACCUAGAGCCUUUGAUUGCAAAAUUGAUUUCGGUUUUAAACAUAUCACCGGUUUAUGAUGUUGAUCCAAGAAUUAUCAACGCGGAAAAUGAUUACUCUAGAAAGCAGUUGGGUUAUGGUAAAUUUCUAAUUUUGAAUGAAAAUCCAGUCAACAAAAUAAUGACUAACCAAAUCAAUUCAUUUUGGAGUCUUCAUAGUAGCACAUAUUACAACUUAGAUUACUUGUUUGAAUUAAUUGAAUUGGUGACGCCAAAGAAUUUUCUUUUUGAUGUAUUGAAAACCUUGGAAUAUAAACUAGCCACCUAUGGAGUUCCAGGCUCUAAAAAUAAAAGAGGAUCUUUAGAAUCAGAGCAUGUUUUCGAUUACUUUUUUUAUUUUCUUGUACUACACGAUGUAAAAACAGCAGAGGAAGCUACUCAAUUAAUAGAAUAUAUGGAAGAUGACACGAAGAAAAAAAACGAUGACGCUGACAAGAAAUGUGAGUAUCCACAGGAAAAAGCUAAGGAAGCUGUUGAGGUGAAACAAGAAUCCCAACCAAAAAACGAAGUUGCUCAAGACGAUGAUUUUGAUAUGCUUUUUGGGGAGAACGAUACAAGUGCUCAAGCUUAUGAGGAAGACGAAGAGGAUGAAAACAGCUGUGAUAAUGACAAGCCUAACGACAUAUCGAUGAUAAAGGUAGAAGAAGGCCUAGCCAAGACUAACAAAAUAGGUAUUUUGAAGAGGGACUCCUUUGCAGUACUUCUUCAUGAACUAAAAUUGCUGAACGAUUCGGCCUUAGCAAUUGGUGAGAUAACUAAGACGGAACACGAAAAGUUUAUCAAAUAUCAUAAUAAAUAUUUAUGCAUGUUGAAAACAUGCGUCUUUUAA
This is a messenger RNA of Saccharomyces eubayanus, 3396 nucleotides long. RefSeq names its product Nut1p (gene NUT1). Gene Ontology annotation, biological process: regulation of transcription by RNA polymerase II. The transcript has a single exon. Gene Ontology annotation, cellular component: mediator complex. NCBI's taxonomy places the organism in Eukaryota, Fungi, Ascomycota, Saccharomycetes, Saccharomycetales, Saccharomycetaceae. Gene Ontology annotation, molecular function: transcription coregulator activity. Bases 1 to 3396 code for a protein of 1131 amino acids. The record is from RefSeq and is a predicted model, not a curated record.